This is a messenger RNA of Cololabis saira (Pacific saury), 1371 nucleotides long. RefSeq names its product TruB pseudouridine (psi) synthase family member 1 (gene trub1). NCBI's taxonomy places the organism in Eukaryota, Metazoa, Chordata, Actinopteri, Beloniformes, Belonidae. The transcript has 8 exons. Bases 36 to 1052 code for a protein of 338 amino acids. Gene Ontology annotation, molecular function: RNA binding; pseudouridine synthase activity. Gene Ontology annotation, cellular component: mitochondrion. The record is from RefSeq and is a predicted model, not a curated record. Gene Ontology annotation, biological process: mRNA pseudouridine synthesis; tRNA modification.
CGAGGAAGAGGAAGCGUGAGGAAGCGUGAGGAGACAUGGCCGGCGUGGGUGCGGGUGCGGGUUCCCUGACCGGGCCCUUGAGCAGCUCUCUGGCCCGCCUGCAGGCGCUGCACGGCCUGUUCGCCGUUUACAAGAAACCCGGUCCGACUUCCGCCGAAGUGCUGAACGAGCUGAAGGAGGCGCUGCUGAAAGAGGCCGGCGUCAAGAACUGCAACCCGAGGAAGAGAGGGAAGCAGGUGCUGAAGAUGGGACACGGAGGGACGCUGGACAGCGCGGCUAGCGGAGUGCUAGUUGUUGGAAUCGGAAACGGAACCAAGAUGCUGAGCAGCAUGUUGUCUGGAUCCAAGAAAUACGUAGCGGUAGCAGAGCUGGGAAAAGCCACCGACACCCUGGACGCCACCGGCGCCGUCGUGCUGGAGACGGCCUUCGAACACGUGACCCGGCUGGACCUGGAGGAGAAGCUCAAGUCUUUCACCGGAGAAAUCCUGCAGGUUCCCCCGCUCUACUCUGCGCUGAAACAGGACGGCCAGCGUCUGUCUGUCCUGCUGAAAAAAGGCCACAAGGUUGAGGCCAAACCAGCGCGGCAGGUUUUCGUUCACUGCCUGAAGCUGCAGGAGUUCAAGCCCCCGAUCUUCACGCUGGACAUCGAGUGUGGCGGAGGCUUCUACGUCCGGAGUCUGGUGGACGACCUGGGGAAAGCUCUGUCCUCCUGCGCUCACGUGAAGGAGCUGACCAGAACCAAGCAGGGCCAGUUCACCCUGCAGGACCACGUCCUGCGGGAGGACCGCUGGACGCUGGACUGCAUCGUCCAAUCACUGCACCCCUGCUCCGAGGGGGGGGACGGGGACCAGGAGGGACCGGAAAAGACUGGUAAAGACCUGAAAAGACUAGCAGAGACCGGUAAAAACCAGCAGAGCCCCGAGGAACCCAACGGAGACCAGCAGAGACCGGCAAAGACCAGCAGAACAAACGGAGACCAGCAGGAACCAGCAAAGACCAGCAGAACAAACGGAAACCAGCAGGAACCAGAAGAGAAAACGGGGGAAAGCUAAACAGACCCGGGACUGAUGUGGACCAGCGUAACGACGCUUAACUUCACUGAUUCUGGAAGAUUCUUGAUUUCUUUUAUUUUGAGUUAAACAUGUGGACAGGUGUGUGUUUGGGGACGGUAACCACGGUAACCGCAGGGACUCCCGAAACCCCGGGACCGGAGAGUGGAUCCAGUAACGUUUCCCUCUGCAGCAUUGUAGAUGUGUUGAUGGAAUCAAUAAAGACUAUUUAUUGGUAAAACCUGUUGUUUUCCUGAAGUACGACGUGGGUAAGGUUGGUUGAAUUGCUGAAUGUGAGGACAACUCCAUAAACAAUGAAUGU